AUGGAGAAACUGAGAAAAAAAGAUGAUAUCGAACAGUCUGCUAAAAUCAUUCUGUCUUCAGCUAAUGGAGCCCCAGGAUUAACUAGAAACCGAUACCGGUCUGCCUAUGCAGAGGUUUUAGAUAAACUGAAACAGGAGUUUCUUGAAAGGUAUGAGAAAAAAUCGCUUUCAUCCGGCGACGGAUUGGACAAAUAUGUUCCUGUUAAGACAUUAGGAAAGGGUUCUUUUGGACAUGUGUUCCUUGUAAAAUAUAAAGAAGGUGACGUGGAGGCUUUCUAUGCCAUGAAGGUUUUGGAUAAAAGAAGAAUGAUGAAACUCGAACAGGUUGACCAUUCUCUAAAUGAAAAAAAGAUUUUGGAGUCAGUGCGAUUUCCUUUUAUUGUGUCCAUGAAACAGUGUUUUAAGGAUAACAGUUAUAUUUAUUUUAUCAUGCCAUUUAUUAAUGGUGGAGAGAUGUUUACUCAUUUAAGGAGAAUGAAGAGAUUUACAGAAGUUUUAGCAAAAUUUUAUGCAGCCCAAGUUGUAUUAUCAUUAGAGUUUCUCCAUUACUGCGACAUACUCUAUAGAGAUUUGAAACCUGAAAAUAUUUUGAUUGAUCAGAAGGGAUAUAUAAAAAUAGCCGAUCUAGGAUUUUGUAAGAUUGUAAAAGGACGUACAUGGACUUUAUGCGGCACCCCAGACUACAUUGCUCCAGAGAUAAUCCUGAGUAAAGGUUAUGGCAAGGCUAUCGAUUGGUGGUCUUUUGGUGUGCUGAUUUUUGAGAUGAAUGCUGGAUACCCCCCAUUUAUUGCUCGAGAUCCGAUAAGGGUAUAUGAAAAGAUAGUAUCCUGCCAGUAUAAAUGUCCUGGAGCAUUCUCCUCAGACUUACAAGAUUUGGUAAAAAAUUUGCUGCAGCUAGAUUUAAGUAGAAGAUAUGGUAAUUUAAGAAAUGGGGUUCAAGACAUUAAAACCCACAAAUGGUUCAGAGACACCGACUGGUUGGCAGUUUAUAAUUGUCAAAUUCAGCCACCGUUUGUACCACAAAUUAAAUCGAUAGGAGAUGUAGCUAACUUUGACGAAUCUACAGAAGAAAAUAAACUUAGAGUAAGUGAACAUAUGUGGUAUAAGGAUGAAUUUGAAAGUUUUUAA
Molecule: messenger RNA, 1128 nt
Organism: Anoplophora glabripennis (Asian longhorned beetle)
Lineage: Eukaryota; Metazoa; Arthropoda; Insecta; Coleoptera; Cerambycidae
Product: cAMP-dependent protein kinase catalytic subunit alpha-like
Exons: 6
Coding region: 1-1128 (375 amino acids)
Biological process (GO): peptidyl-serine phosphorylation
Cellular component (GO): nucleus; cAMP-dependent protein kinase complex
Molecular function (GO): cAMP-dependent protein kinase activity; ATP binding
Source: RefSeq, a predicted model, not a curated record